Spirometra erinaceieuropaei is the source of this 9954-nucleotide messenger RNA. The record is from the annotation of a GenBank genome assembly. Lineage: Eukaryota; Metazoa; Platyhelminthes; Cestoda; Diphyllobothriidea; Diphyllobothriidae.
AUGGGUCAGCAGUACUCACGACCUUCUGUCCAGCUCCUCAAAGUGGGGCGCACACAAGGGCGUGGAAAUGCUGUUGUCGACGCCCAAUUCGCCAACUCCAAUACCAACUCCGUGUAUUCGUUUCGUUGUGAGGCGUCGGUACAGACAGAGGCCGGGCCAGUGCUGUGGUUGCUUGAACAGCCAGAACGCAGUCUGACAGUUGACGUGGCCAUUCAAGCGACAAACCCUCCCACUACCAUCUGCCAUGACAGUUGGAAUGAAGGCAGGACAACAGCGGCCGUGGGCUGCGGGACUGAUGAGGUACCGGCGGAGGCAGUCACGGGCAGACUACCGCGUACAGACAAUGUGUCUGCACUGUUGGAUGAAAUUAUUCAGAUUUUAGAGAAAGAUGUGAAAGAGAGUAGCGAGAUGUGUAGUGAUUUGCAACAAUACAAGCUUGAGGGCACUGAAGUGAGGCAGCAGUCUCCUGAAAUCCUGCUGCCUGCUUCACAUUCGGCAACUUUGACAGAUGCAGCAGGAGAACGUGAAGUAGAGCAGGACAGUGCGGAUGGGCUGUUUGCUAAUUAUUCGACCUACUCACGUCUGAGCGACAGUCAGGCCAGUUUGAGAGAAUUCGAGGAACUUGAGAAGACCAUGGAAUUGAUGGAGGCCUCCAGUGCACAGCCAUCGAGGGAAAUGCCGGUAGUUCGUGAGAGAGUAGGAUGCUCUACACCAAAGUCGGUCGUUUGCAGUGAAGGCGAAGCUAAGUCGGCUGUUCUACCGUAUGAGAAUAAGUUUUGGAUUGGUUGUGGGACGGACAAUCUGAAGGUCUUCAAGAAUCCGAAGGAUCGUCGCAUAGAGUCAAUUGCACGUCUCAGUGGAUGCCGCAUAACGUUGAGAGAAAGCAAACGGAGAAAUGCACUGGGUCAAUGGCAGCAAUUGGUUGUUGUUGAAUCGCCAUCGGAGACGGGUCUGAAGAAGUGCACGAAUUUGUUGGAUGAGAAAUUUCCUGCUUUCAGAGCCAGCUUGGGUCGAAUGAAUUGUAAGUUGGACUUCCGGUGAGCACUAUUCUUGCUUGCAUAUGCAUGCAUAUGAGGGGAGCGUGCAUUUCUGCAAGUUUGUAUUGCACUGCAUAUGCAUAAAAAGUGGAUUGGAGUUUGGGGCCUUUUAAGAGUCAAUCGCACUCGCAAAGUCUGGGUAGCUUGUGUUAGAAUGCACUUGCUGUAAUCCAACCGGAUACAGCUACUAGCAAGACACUGAUGAAGAAAGCCUGGUUAACAAAUACUGCCGGAAGACUUACUCGUUUCUACGGAACUGCCUGCUGUUUAAUUUCUAGACCAAGUUUAGUAGGCUAUGCAUGGUUUGUGUCCUUACUCCCCGAGAGGACGGAUACAACGCACGAAGUUCCGCAGAACUGUUCGAAUACUAGUGUCGGCCAAAUGCACCUCGAGAACUCUUUGCGUCUGUCUGUAUGUCUGAUAGGCUUGCCAAUGGAGCGGUCUAGUCGAGAUCUUUAGCUCCGUGAACGUCUAGUUUUGAAUUGGUAGCUCCAACCGGUAGAUAGGACUAGGUCUGUUAAUUGGUGUGUAGGGAGUUUCGUCAUUAUUGCCUCAGGGAUAAUUCAGGGCAUCAGGCGAUUCCUCCACACAGAUCGUCAGCUGAUGAGGUCUCUGUGAAAUGCGUGUCCCGGCCGACAUCACCGUUGCCGCUGAAUUGGUGACCUUGCCCGUCAGUGGACAAGAUAGACAGUCGUGAUAACGUGAGUUAUGGAGUAGAUGUUGUGUUUGACGGACUUCAAUACUCGAAGGUGGAACAUUAGUUUGAAAGGGAUUGACAAGAGUCUGUCUUUGAAUAGAAAAGCCUGUUGCAAACUGGUUUAUUAACCUGUGGGGACAGGAGAACAUUUGCCGAAGAUGCACAUGCGUAAAAGGCGAAAAGGCUAAAAAUGUGAACGCUCCGUAUAGAAUUAGUCCAGAUUUCCGAAAUAUGACAGACGUAUUUGUCUGUUUGGGCGAUUAAGACGUUGCUCUAGAUUGGCAUCACUCGGAAAUUCACAGGAACCAGGCAAAUCUCCAUGAAAAGUUAAUUUCUCUUAGCGGUAUGUCAUCCAUGCAAGUACUAACCGAGCCCAACGUAGCUUAACUUCGGUGGUCGGACGAGAACUGGUGCCUUCUACGUGGUAUUUGUGUUAGUCUAGCCGAUAAAGCUAGCCUACCCUCCUUCGAAAGUUUAGACCAUGUCCACCUAUCUGUUUUUGAAUGUAAAGUAGAAUAGUUUUGAUGUCAGAAUACAAUAACUGCGCCAGCCAUUGACAUCAGUGUCAGAUCUGAUCCAGUCAAAUCUCGAGUGUGUAGGUAAUAUUCUGAGGGAUUGGCAGGGGGUGCAUCCACAUAACCGAACUUCCAUGCAUGCAAGUGAGAGGAGCCGCCGCCAGGAGACCUACUUCCUGUCGACAACAAUCCCUGAGUACGGCUUUGGAGGCAGGAAAUUUGUCAUGCAACAGCCCAGGCAGCUCCAAAAUGCCUGCUGCUGAACAAUCGCCAGUUGCUGUCAGUGGCUCAUUCAUUCAUUCACUCCACCUGCUUUCUAUCAGCCUUACGUUGCAUCCAUUAGCAGGCAUGAUAAAUCCCAUGACAGAUCCCUCGGAUUAUUGAAGGCGUUCAGCUCUCCGUCGGAACACCGGUCAAGAUCUCAGCCUGUCUCUCGGUACAGCAGUCCGUCUAGCCUUGUUUUUCCACAAACGGCGUACCUCGGGUUAGACGCACUUGCUCUCUCAUGACCUGCCCGUCUUUCCACUCAUCGCUGUCCCGUGGAGGUUUCCAUCACUGCAGGUCACCUCUCAACUUCGUCGACCUCCCUCCAACUCACCUCCCUCGCACAAGAUGAUGUGUAGACCGAAUGAUUAGCGAACAGUCCAUGCACACUGCUGCACUCUACUUCACGCCCUGCUGAUGUAUCUGCACAAGUUGCCGAAUGUGAAGUGAGCGGCAGGAAUUCAGGAGACUCCUGUCUCACUCCAAUCUCUUCCAGCUUGCAUUGUUGUAAAUCACUCACUAUCUCCUUAUUCUCUUUUUCUCUUUUCUCUAAAAUCUGGAUAAUUUCAUCUGCAUGCUGCGCUGCCAACGCCUGUAUCUGAUUCAUGUUUGUUACGUGCAUCUACAACGAACUCUCGAACAACAGUGAUGCUUCCAUUUUGAUCAUCAGUCAUAUUGCCGUAGGCCAUGUAUCUGGUCUCUCACAAUCUCCUUAUUCUCCUCCAAAUUUAUUCAUACACUUGAAUACUUUCAUCGGCACUCUGUCCUGCCAAUGCCUGUACACGAUCCAUGUUUGCUCCAUGUGUUUAAUAUGAGUUCUAGAGAAGCAGUCAGUCUUUUUUGUCUUGAGCCCCAUCCGUAUUUUCAGAGGCCGUGGGUUCGUUGCACUCCUAGAUCCCUUUUCCACCGUGGAUACUGCGUUUGUGGGUGAAUGUUUGGUCUAGCGGACUGUGUAUUCAAGCAAACGUUGUGGGGACAAUGGUCCGGGCUGGCUCUCAAAUAUGUGUUAGGUGUGGUAGUUUGGCUAAGAAGAGGAGGGGAGGGGGAGGAGGAGGAGGAGGAGGAAAUAAACCGAGAUGCAGUUAGAAGCUGGGGUAUUGAGUAACAGAAGACAGGGGAGGUUCGGGAUCCAGGGAUUGGGACCAUAGGGCUUCUCAACUGCCAUAUCUAGGACAGCAGUUUUGAAGCGUUCCAAGCUCACAACCCAAAUGCGAGCGUGGUGCUGGAUGUGGAACGUCUCUGUGACUCGAGAGACAAUCCAGGAAAGGUCGUCAUUGGAUUCUUCCAAAGGCAAUCGUUCUGCGUCACACUGAUACAAGAGGUGGGACUUUUCGCCAAGCCAAUAUUCCAGAUAACACUUGGAGGUAAUUGGUCUCGUCCUAGCCGGGGAGGUGGUUGAUUGGAUCCUCCCAUACACAGCGAGGGACUGGGAGAGCACCUCAGCACGGAGUCUGAAAAUGGCACGUAACACCAUGUAGGGGGCAGAAAAUUCAAGAUCCGAGUGCGUGUUCAACAGUACCGCUGGAUGGUGCUCGAUCCAGUUUUCUGGAUACCCUGUGGCGUGUAAGGGGGUAUUCGGGUGGCGAUGAAACUGCUCGACCAUUUCGUUCGGAGUUGGGUAAAAGAUUUCGGUAAAGCCUGAAAAGGAGGCGAGAUCGAAAGGGGUGCGGCUCAGAUCGUGCGUCGUAGUCAGGAGUUACGGUAAAGUGGCAGCGACGAUGGCACUGAGAAAUGUCUUGGUCACCGUUCUCGUCUCGACAUUCGUCAGUGGAAUGUCCUUCGGUCAAUGGAUGAAUCGGUCCACACAGUUGAGAAGGUAUUGACAGCUAUAAAAGAAAAGCGGAGGUCUGUAACAUCGUCGUGGACGUGGUUUGAUCAAGCACUCGGUUAGAAGAAAAUGACGACGGAGCUUUGCCGUGUCGACAGAUCUUGCUCCGAUGAGAGCCGAGGCAGGCCCUUGUCGAAAGUUUUGGUCCACUGUAUAAGACAGACCAGGUGAGGCUCUCGGACACCAAUUCGACCGUCGCUGAAUUCCAUGGGUGUGAUAGGUCACGCAGGAAGCAAAAGAUGCUUCGGUGUACGGAUGGGUAGCACGACGGACGCUGGGAGGUGGCGGGCAAGUCACAGCGGAUGUUACUGUCAGUUGUAGUCAGAUGGAGGUCGUACAGUUAGGGUGUGUAGACGCACAUGUCAAAGAUGGAACCGCUAGGCCAUUUCAGCGAUAUCAGUCGCCGAUAUGAUAUGCCUAUGACCAUCUGAUGGUCUGGACAGCUUGUCAGCCAUCUCAUUCUGCAAUUCAUAUACGUGACGGAUAUCGGAUGAGAACUGAUACAGUGAGUCAGUUGGGGAAUCUCCCUUGGGUUUCGUUUGUCUGGUUGCGACCGUAAAUCAAAGGAGAGGGGCCUGUAGCUAGCGAAGAUGGCGAAAGCCCUACACUUAAAAUAGUGAUUAACGGACAAGCAGACGAUCAGAAGCUCCUGUCCAGAUGUGCUCUGGUGCUACUGCCCAGGAGACGACACUCUGCAAAGGAAGGCUGGGGAUUGAGUUUGACCUGCGAGGUAUUGUUGAAGAACUGCGCCGACUGCAAUGGUCUGGACAGCGCGUCAGCCAUCUCAAUCUGCGAUUCGUUGAUGUGACGGGUAUCGGACGAGAACUGAGGCACUGAGUCAAUUGGGUAAUCUCUCAUGGGUUUCGUUUGUCUGAUUGCGACUAUAAAUAAAAGGAGAGGGGUCUGGCGAAAGCCCUUCCCCCAUGACCCAGGAACCACAAAAAGUGGGAAGGACGAUGGAAUUCAUAAACGACAGCAACAUUCGAAGGGAGGGAUGGAUACCCGUGGAGCCGACUAGGAAUCCGAAGUGCUCGCGGAAGAGAGCGUUGAAAGCCUACUUCAUCCCGUGAAGUUUUUGGCCAUCCGCCACUAUAACGCCGGUCACAUUGUCUGAUUCGAAGCUCGAGCCAGCACAGGGUUACUCAACUUCAUCACACAGACUCCUCCUGUAGAACGUCACCUGGUCCCCGAUGCAGUGACCCGCAACCAAUCAUCUGCCUUCAGUUAUUUGCAUGUAAUGCCGUGUUGAAUGUGAAGUAGUAUUUUCGUAGGGAACAUUUAUAGGAACCGUAGCCCGGUGAGUAAUCUGAAGCCUACAAUUAGAGUUAAAAGUCAUACUGAAAUCAGGCAAACAUGUACGAUUCUGGGGGGAAAAAUUAGGCGAACGACACAAGGAGAAGGCUUUUACUCCAUAGUGAAGGGCCGAAGCGAACUUAUGGCGAAGAGUGUGCUUUGGCAUUCAUCAGGGGUCCGCGCCAACCAGUAAGGGCCAGGCGAAUGGUGGGGCCGCUAGAGAUUGGGGGCUAUGAAAAAUCAAUAAACGGUCGAAUGGAUUCUCCAGUGCAGCAGUUGUCCGAUGCGGUGAUUGGAUUAAUCAGGAGUCUGAGUUACAAUGAGGCCUAUAGGUAUGGCCACCUGCAUAAAUACCUGACAAGUAAAAACACCAAAAUCGAUGAGAUCAGCUACUGUGCCGGAAACACACUGAUGGCUUCCACGUGAAGUAGCUCCUUAUAAUACCCGUCGCAUUUUCUGCUCCCAAGCCCAUCGUGCUCUGUUGACGAGCAUUCGUGCAGUACUUGCGCGACAAAAAUUCGUCAUUCAUGCGGGCCAUAUACAUGCUAGUUCCCGCGCAACACGAAUCCUUCCUAAAAGAGGGUUUUGGAAUUUCUCUAUGGGAGUAUGCACCCAAAAGACCGCAUUAAUAAAAUGAAGUCGAAAUAGCCUGACAUUCGCACGCUCUUACGCAUGCGAGAUAUAUGCCGUCCAAGCCCCGUUGUGUGAAAUCCUGGUGCUUGUGUUGGGGAGCCAGGUCGUGCACGUGGCGCGCGCGGCCAAGGUCACUAGAUAUAUCAGCCAACGCGCCAAAGCUCCAUACCUGUCAACUGACCGGUUCGAACAAUGGCUGGGACCUGGUAAUAGGAAGUGAAAGUGAGGUAGACAACUUAGAGUAAUUUCAUCGCCAAAAACAAUCUGACGCUUUUGAAACUGUGGCUUGGAAGGUUGUCAACUGAUGGACUUCGCAGUCAGCUCAGUGUCUGGGGUGAGGGAGUGGUGGUCUAGGAGUCAGGCUGCAACGGCUCCUUCUCAAUUUGGCCUUUAUGACACUCCCAAUCCGUGGCAUCCUAGCCGGGUGUGGCGGCACGCCUGGGGGCGACUUCGGCCGCGCCAGCCACAUGCGUCCUCUCUGACUUCCGGUUUACUUGACUAUGUAUUGACACCGAGCCCAGGCAUGGAAAAGAAAAAUAAGGAAGAUGCUACGCAAGCCUACGCUAACCGUAAACUGACUUACGCGCAAUUCACCUUGCCUGCUUUACAUUUAUGUGGAGCCCACAGUGGAUAUUGUUCUGAACUAUCGUGUGAUUUGGGUGUAGGGGUGUUCAGCUGUGUGUCCACGUGAUGGUCGUAGUAGGUCGCCCACUUGCUUGCAGGUGUAUGCUACGCCUAGAGUCCAUUAACUCGCACACAACUUCCACGUGUGGCUCACCGAAACUGGGCUAUGUCUAGCGUCCACACCCAGGUGACCGCCUCGACCGACGGGCGAAAUCAGAUGCAAGUGUCCGUGUGUGCCAUUCCAUACACGGAAAUUCUUUUCCCCUCCUACCACCACUGGUCACACAAAUCAUCGCAUCGCCAUCUCCCGGAUGAGCCUUCGUCAGCGACCCCGUAGGAAUUCCCGAGGUAAGUCGAAUACCGCUUGAUUGUGCUUGACUGCUCACACUUGCAUUUCCAACACUCAGCAAGCUAUUGACCGGCAGACCGGUCCCUUUCCACUCCCUCGAACCUUUCCUUAGUUUAUCACUCUCCAUACUCUCUACUCUGAUAUACAUUCUUUUUCUGCAGCCCUGCAGGAGUCCACAAAUCAAGUGACCACCAGGUAAGCGAAUUGCCGUCCUGAUGAAGACCGUUGUGUUGGAUUUGUCUGCCCACCGUCUACGUUUCAGUUAGUUCGAAGACAGAAGGGAAAUUCUGCUUCCCGUCUUCUAUCCUUCUUCCCUCCGCCCGUCUCCCCCCCCCCCUUCAGAAUGUCCUAUGGAGGGGGCGACAUGCAAUCACGUAAGCGGCCAAGGUCAAAUCGGAUCGUCCUCUCAUCAAACAGUUGUGGCCCAUAGUAAAGUCCGGCAGCCGUCUGGGAUGUCUAAGCAGCCUUAUUUAAGGACAGUACUGCUCACCCCCGCAAGGCGGGGUCCUUCGACACCUUCGUCGUCAUCGAACGGGAUCAGGUGCUGAUGUUCAAAGAACAACUUAACGCCGUCUUCCCGGACAUUCAAUUUACGAUGGAAGAGGAGGAAAAAAACCAGCUGGCCUUCCUGGAUGUCCUCGUCUGCCGCAAAGAUUGUGGUGGCCUAAAAACCAAAGUGUUCAGGAAAGCGACAAAUACGACGCAAAUACUGAACUUCAAUAGCAACCACCCGAUCAGUCACAAACGCAGUUGCGUAAGGGCGCUACACCGGCGCGUUGAGACGCACUUCAGUGAAAUGGAAGACAAGGUUGCUCAAUUACAAUAUCUUCGACGGGUAAUGAGAGCCAAUGGUUACCCGCGCAACUUUGUCAACCAGUGCAUACGAAAAGGACACCAGAGACCAAAUCCAACCGGCCCCAAAUUUUGGCGGGCUCUUCCGUACGCGAAGAACGUCUCGGAAGCCGUCAGUCGUUUUCUCACUCCACUUGGAGUUGGGGUUGCACACAGGCCGGAAGCAACCAUUAGGCGCCAAGUCACGAGGCCAAAAGACCCGCUGCCACGGCAGGAAAAGUCUGAAGUUGUUUACCGGAUCUGGUGUAGUUGCGGACAAAGCAAUUAUGUCGGAGAAACUGGGAGAUUACUCCGUACGCGAAUUGCCGAGCACGCAGCAGCAGUGAGGCGGGGAGACGCUAACUCUCAGGUGGCGGCACACUCGACGGGACCCGGCCAUAUUUUCAAAUCUCAAGAGGCCGAAAUCCUCGCAAGGGGUGACAACCGCGUGAGCCGCGAGCUGCUCGAGUCAUGGUUCUCAGGCCCGCAAUCCAUCAACAAGCACACUGACCUCCCGGUACCCUAUUCCGUACUGCGAUUUUCCCUGGGCAGGAGGAUCAGUCACGUGGGGAGGGCGCGGGCGAGCAAUCAACACGGUGACAGUGAGCCAGUUUGCCGAGCAAUCGUCACACCAGCAUGCAGCACGGAUAAUGAAAUCGCGGCAAUUACCGACUCGGAGUAGGACCGACAAGCCACCACCGCAUCAAUUACGAUCCCAGCGGUGAUUGCGAGAAAUGUUAAUUGCAGUGCGCAUGCGGUCGCACGGCAGCCACGUGCUAUAAAAACUGCACUCCUGGUGCCACCAUCACCUUUAUCUGCGAAUGUCUCUGAUGACAGAUUCCAGUGAGAAUCCGAAACGUCAGGCAAAUAAAUUUCUUGUUCCAGUGAUCGCAUCUUCAUCUUCUGAACAGAAAUCUAUUUCAUCCCCCCGUCCUCCCUUCCGCCACCCCACUCGACAGACUCGCACGGUAAGUCCGCUCACCCUGGCAGCCUGAAAUGUUCGUUCCCUUUUAGACAAUCCGAGGGACAACCGACCGGAACGGAGGACGGCGGUAGUGGCUCGGGAACUGGCGCGCUACAAGGUGGACAUCACUGCACUCAGCGAGACACGGUUCUCCGAACAAGGCCAACUGGAGGAUGUGGGUGUCGGCCACACCUUCUUCCGGAGCGGUCGUCCCAAAGCAGAGCGACGGGACGCGGGUGUCGUCUUUUCCAUCCGGAACGACAUUGUGGGACGACUGCCCUGUCUGCCGCAGGGCCUCAACGAUCGCCUGAUGAGCCUCCGCCUACAUCUUCAAAUAGACAAAUUUGCCACCAUCAUCGGUGUAUUCGCUCUGCCAACGACCAGCCCAGACGCCGCAAGGGACAAAUCCUACGAGGACCUGCAUGACGUCCUGGCGACUGUGUCGAAGGCGGAUAAGUUGAUUGUCCUUGGUGACUUCAAGGCCCGAGUCGGCACGAACCACGCUGUCUGGAGAGGAGGGUUAGGUUUCCAUGGUCCUAACGGCUCAAAUGACCAUGGCCUGCUCCCUUUUCGUCUCAUCCUGACGUGGGCGAAGGCCACCUGGAUGCAUCCUCGGUCGCAUCAGUGACACCUGCUGGACUAUACCGUCGUCAGAAGGCGAGGCCAACUGGACGUGCUGGUGACAAAAGCGAUCCCGGGUGCCGACGGGUGGAUCGACUGUCGCCUCGUCAUCUCAAAGAUGCGUAUUCGCCUACAGCCUCGCAGGAGACCUCAAGAUAUGCGACCACCAGUUAAACCGUAUGUCACUUUUCUGUCUUUACCUGCUCACCAUUAUCAUUUCAGCAGUGAACUAGCUCAAAGGCUUGACAAACUUCCAGUCGCCGCGGCCGUCGACGAGAACACCUACGUGGAGAAUUGA